CCUGGCCUUAGAAUCAUAUCAGAAGAGCACUCGUCAGUAGAGGACAAUGCGCUGGAGAUCACACCCAUUCAUGUCAGCGAUGAACUCCUGUAUGACGACAAGUACUCCAAACUGCCCUUUGGUCUGGAAAUACCUUUAGGGGAACUGACCGUUUGGGUGGACCCUCUCGACGCAACUAAAGAAUACUCGGAAGGUUUGACACAAUAUGUCACUACAAUGGUAUGCAUCGCCAGAAAUGGUGAGCCUAUCAUUGGUGUCAUUCAUAAACCAUUCAGUUCUGAAACGUAUUGGUCGUGGAAGGGGAACGGGAUGUCAUCUAACAUAGAAUCAGCCCUAAAGACAUAUAAUAAAACAAAGGAUACGUUCCGUGCGAUCGUCUCUCGAUCUCAUGCCGGAGACGUCGACUCUAUUAUCAAGAAGUCAUUGAGUAAUGAAUAUAAAGACAUAGAAGUGAUUCCAGCGGCCGGUUCUGGCUAUAAGACCAUUGAAUUAAUAGAAGGCAGAGCCGACGCUUAUAUUCACGUGACUGUCAUCAAGAAAUGGGAUACCUGUGCACCCAAUGCUCUCUUAAACUCUAUAAAUGAUGCAAAGAUGACAGAAAUCAACGGA
This is a messenger RNA of Oppiella nova, 609 nucleotides long. Lineage: Eukaryota; Metazoa; Arthropoda; Arachnida; Sarcoptiformes; Oppiidae. The record is from the annotation of a GenBank genome assembly.